GGCACCGAAGCUGUUUCUGAGGGGGAGGAAGCAGAUACUUGUGCAACCUGCGGGAGCACCCGGCGUUCCUGCGGAGCGGUUGUGCCCGAGCAGAGCUCCAGUUUGGAAAUUGAUUGAAGACUCUCCAUAAGAUUUGCUAUGGCAUCAGAGCCGUCAUCUCCCUCAGCAGAGGAGCAGGCUUCCUCAGAAAUAGAUGAUCUCUACCUAUCACUGCAAGUGCAGAGAGAGUGUACCCAGAAGAAAACCUUCACUAGCUGGAUAAAUUCAAUAUUGGCAAAGCACACGCCUCCUUCUGUUAUCUCAGACCUGUACACAGACAUACAGCAAGGACAUUUGCUUUUGGAUCUGUUGGAAGUGCUUUCAGGUCAACAUCUGCCACGGGAAAAAGGAUUUAAUACCUUCCAGUGCAGAAGCAACAUAGAAAAUGCUUUGACAUUUUUAAAGAGCAGAUCACUCAAGCUCAUAAAUAUUCAUGUUGCUGACAUUAUUGAAGGAAAACCUUCCAUUGUGCUUGGCCUAAUUUGGACAAUUAUAUUUCAUUUUCAUAUUGAAGAACUUGCUGGGGCACUUGCUUGUACUUACAAUCAGCCGUCUCUUGAUUGUUCAAGUGCUGUUGACUCCUCUCCAAAGGCAAGCAGAUCAGCUAAAAAAAGUGCUAAAAUUAAGGAACGGUGGAAGAUCUCUGCUACAAAGGCCCUUUUGUUGUGGGCAAAAGAACAGUGUUCACUGCAUGGUUCUAUCAGUGUGACUGAUUUCAAGUCAAGCUGGCGAAGUGGACUGCCUUUUUUAGCCAUCAUCCAUGCCUUAAGACCAGGUCUAGUUGAUAUGGAGAAAGCAAAAACUAGAACCAAUAAAGAAAAUCUGAAGGAGGCUUUCAGAAUUGCAGAACUUGAGUUGAAUAUUCCACGACUUCUUGAACCUGAAGAUGUUGACAUUAUGAAUCCAGAUGAAAAAUCAAUCAUGACUUACGUGGCUCAGUUUUUGCAAUACUCCAGGAAUUUACCUGUGUCCGAAGAAGACAUGCAGGGAAAAGUAAGAGAGGCUGUAACCUGGUUGGCCGCACAAGGAAAGAAGUUAGAAAAGUUGCUAAUUGACACAGAGUGUGAAGCAUAUUACCAAAAAUACAAAGAAAUGAUGUCAUUUAUGGAAGCAUUUAACCAAGAAAAAAAAGCCUUUCUGCCCGUGUUGUCAUCAAAAGCAAGUGUAGCAAAGCUAAGCGAAGACCAGCAGCAAGUGAGAGAAGAGUGGCAUAAACUGAUCUCUCAGAUUAAUGAAUGGAAAACAAAGCUGGACCAGAUGUUGCCCCCUCCUCUGGAUGGUAUUGAGGCCUGGCUUCAGGAAGUUGAACAUCUGCAGGCAGAAGAUUUGCCUGAUUUGCAGGACCCCUUUAAAGCAAUGUCUCUCUUCAGAGAAAUAAUUGUAGUAUUUAAGGGCUUGAUGGAUUGUUUUGAUUCUCACUUGGACACCCUUCAAUCCUUUAAGAAUGAAGAUGAGAAGAAUAUGCCACUAGUAUUGCCUGAGAAGCUGGAGGAAAUGAAAAGAAGAUUCAGUAAUAUUCGGUUCACAAACUCCAACACCUUUCUUGAAUACCACUGUGGACUGUGCUCAGCUAUUGCCAAUGAGGUGAUGUUAAAGCUAAAUAUCUGGAAUAUGAAAUAUGGAACAAAAGAGUCUGUGGAAUCACUGCUGGAAGACUGGAAUAAUUUCAUUGAAGAAAAGAGACUUGAAAAACAGCUAGAAACUGCUAGUCACAUCUGUGAAGAUUUAAAAAACAAAAACAUCAGCAGUCCUGACUUGGCUGGUGAUCCUCAAGAAAUUAAAAAACUUUUUAAGACAGUGGAGUCGAAGAUUUCCAUGUGCAGAGACUAUAUUUCCAAUGUAAAUAAUACCCUACAGAAAGUUCUGUCUUCCUGGAGUAAUUAUACAGAAAACAUGUGCUUACUGAAGACGUGGCUGGAAGAAAAACGGAAUGAGCAUCCGAAAGAGAUCCCUGCUGACGUUCUGACAAACUGGAAUUCAGUGCAUGGCUCCUUAAACGAAGCUGGAAAUUAUCUCAUUGAAGUGAGCAAAGAGCAAGUUGGAUCAAAUAUUGCCAAAGAGCUGAAGAAACUGAACAGGAGAUGGGCUAAGUUCAUCAAGAGGACGCAGUUUGAGAUGAGGUUACUGAAAAUGCAAGAAGAUCAAAUGAAACAAGUUCACAAGAGUGAGGGAAAUCUGGAGUCUCCUAUAAAAGCCCUUAGUGAUCUGGCAGACAUUUCAAGAGAAGCUUUUAGGAGUCAUAUUCAGAAAGAAGAGCUCGUUGAAGACAGCGCAGAUGCCGCUGAAAAGGCCAGGGGAUUCCCAGAGAGUGCAGAGAGAAUCGAGGCACUCCUCAAAGGGGUGGAUGGCUGGGCAGCCGAACUUGAACACCUCCUUGGCCAGAUCCGUCAUGAGGGAUGUGCGAAACCUGAGACGCAGGAGUAUCUGCAGAGCUUGGCUGCAAGAGGAACCUCAUGCCAGGAGCAAGUUGUGGCAGCAGAAGAGAUCUUGCAAUCCCUGAUGCAAAACGCUUCAGGUCAGGUGUCCCAACAACAUUUUCAUACCGCUGGGCUGCAGGCACGAAUUAAACAAGCCAAAGACAAAAUUGAGGCUGCCAUGGGUGACGUAGGUGAUGUCUUGCCCAAGUCUGAGAAGAGACUCUCAGAAAAGGAGGUUUUGCUCAAUUUUGAAGAAUCUCAGAAAGACCUUGAAGCCUCCAUUUCAAAGGCGGUGAAACUUGUCAGUCAAAAAUUAAGCCCUGAAGAAAAUAUUUCAAAAUACGAGGAAGCUUUUAAUGCUUUGGACAGUAAAGUUCUUGACAAAUUUUUGAAAGCAGCUGAACAACUGAAAAAUAUUUCAUCUGAUCAUGAAAAGCUGGUAGUGGAGGAAAAGAGUAAAGAUGUUUGUAAAAGAUGGGAGGCAGUUCAUCAUGAAAUUAUGUCCUGUAUCCAGCUCAUAGUAGAAAGGGGAAAAAAGAAAUUUAAUGCAACUUUUAAGAAAAUCAAUAAGCAAUUAGGUAAAGAGAAGAAACUCCUCAGCAUGGAUAAAACUAAAGGGCUCAUCCAGGAACAUGAGACCUUUUUUUCACACGAAGGCAGCCUGAAGGAACUUAAAAAGUCAUUAGAAGAUCUUAAAACAUUGGCAAGACUGGCAGAAGAAACUCUCCCAGAUGUACAAACACUGGUUACGGAGUGUGAACAAAAGCUAGAAAAGCUUCAACCCACUGUGGCAGAUACUUACGCAGCCUUGCUGUCUCAUGCUGGAAAAGAGCAGCCGUCCAAGAAAGAGGGUUCCAUUGUUGCUUCUGAGAAUGGAGAAAAUCCAGGUUCUUCUCAACAAAUGGAUAUCUUUUCAGCACAGGAGACAUCAAGACCUGGUUCAGAUAUAGUUUGGGAAACAGACGUAACACAUCAGAAUGGAGAAAGCUGCCCAAAGAAAUUUGAGGAAGACAGUGAUUUGCCCUUACCAGCUUUAUUAGACAGCUAUAACACACAAAGAGGUAACUUGGAGGAACUUUUACAAAUCAGCAGAGAUAAAGUAGCAUCUGGCUUUACUGAUGAAAUAAAAGGAACUUCAUGCCUUCAGAAUAAGCUGCUUGAACUACAGAUCAUAGAGAACGAAAUCAGUUCUGGCUGGACACAACUGGAAAACAUCGCAUCUACCUUAGAAAACCUCUUGGAUGAAAUGGAACUGGCUACUAUCUCUGAAACACAAAGCAAGCUGAAAGGAGAGUGGAAAGAGCUUCAGGAUAUUAUAAGUGCCAGAACGAACUCUUUAAGGACUGCUUUGGAAAUUGUUUUGCCAAUAGAAAAUGAAUCUAUUCUUCUAUGUGAAUUAGAUCAGCGGCUGAACAGAAAGGACGUCCAACAGUUUAAUCUGAUGAAUAGUGAUCUUGCAUAUAGGGAGCUGAAGGAGCUCCAGAGAUCCAUAUUAAAUCAGAUUGAAGUGUGCAAACAACUGGAACACUUGGACAAUUCAGCAAUAGAUGAAUUUAAUCCAAUAGAUCUGCAAGCAGCAAGUAAAAUUAUGGUUUAUUAUCAAAAUCAGCUUGAAGAAAUGAGCCAUAAGAUGCAGGUUCGAGAAACAGUCUUAAAAGAUCUGGAAGCUUUUAUGGCCUCAUUGAGGAAGAUUCAGUUUUCCAUUAAACAUGUAGAUCCCUCAGGUCAACUGGAAACACAAAGAAAGGCAUUGAGGGAGGCUGUGCAAGAAGUUUCUCAUAUGGCAGAAGAGGCUAAAUGUUUGGAUGAACGCUUGGAAAGAGUUGAUAUCUGCUUGGAAGAUGCUGAAUGCGGGAGAAAGACUUGCUGUGAAAAACUUGUUCUGACUUUAUCUGAAGAGCUGAAUGAGGCUCAUGAUCACUCAAGUGAACAGAUGCUUAUGGAGGAAAAUGACUUAUACAAGAUUUUUUCCACAAAAAAUAGUGAACUCCUUAAAAACAUUCAGGAUCUACAUGACAGGGUUAACAGAAUAGGCUUGAAGGAUCCAACAAUUCCAGCUAUUCAACAAAGAAUAAAAUCAUUAACGGAAUUGGAAAAGGAAUUGGAUUGUGCUGCUGUUGAAAUGAAAGCUAUGCGAGAAAUUGCUAAUAAGCUCCCACACAUCAAAAAGGAAAAAGCAGAGGAAGCAAACGAACAGUGCAGAGUUACAGAGAGGUUAUGGGAGGAUACAAAACUGUUGCUUGCUGAAUGCCAGGAGCAGUGUGCAAGGGCUCUGGAGCUCCUGAAGCAAUACCAAAGCUGCAAAAGUAGUCUGACCAGCAUCAUCCAGAAGCAAGAGAUUGUACUUUCACAGCAAAUUUCUUACAUGGGGAAGGAGAAUUUGAACAGGAUGAUAACAAAGAUUGAAGAGGCGAAAGAGGAAUUUAAUGAUCACUCUGAAGAUGUAGACAGGAUAAAUCAGAUCUGCAAAAACCUUCAGUUCCAGCUCAAUAAAAUGAGAAGCUUUGAGGAACCUCCAUUUGAGAAUGAGGCUAACAUUAUUGUGGACAGAUGGCUGGAUAUCAACGAAAAGACUGAAAACUACUGUGAUAAUUUGGGAAGAGCCCAGGCUUUAUGGGACAAACUUCUUAGUUUAUCCAACACAAUCGAUGCAUGGGCAAAUGCAGAACUUAAGAACAUAGAAGACCAUUGCCUGACCGAAGAGGACCUUACACAGCUGAAGGCAUGUUUACGAGUCCAAGAGCAGAAACUCCAGAAAUUUGACAACACUGUGCUUGAGAUAGAGGAACUUCUGAAUAGUAAUGAACCACCGCUGGAGCUGCAGGUCAUCAGAUCAUCCGUUGUGCAUAAAAUGGAGCUAAUAAAAGAGCUCUUGUCAACGAAGCAGGGGACCAGUGAACUUGCUGUGAAUACGGCAGAGCUAAAAGGAGACCUUGAUUUGGCCAAGACACAGAUUGGGAUGACUGAAUCACUGUUAAAAGCUUUAUCUCCCUCUGACACAUUAGAGAUCUUCACUAAAUUAGAGGAGAUACAUCAGAAAAUUCUGCAGCAAAAACACCAUGUGACGUUACUCCAAGAAGAGACGGAUUGUCCUGAUGUGGAUGAAUUAAAUAAGCAGCUUAAAUGUGUCACUGAUUUGUUUAAUAAGAAGAAACAUGUUUUUCAAGAUCACUUUAUUGGUGUUUUGAACCGUCAGUGCAAGAAUUUUAAUGACUGGUUCAGCAGCACUCAGCUGUCUUUGAAGGACUGCUUUGACCCCCCAGAAACAAAACAGGUGCUGGAAGAAAAAUUGCAGAGGCUAAAGCACUUCUUAACUUCUGAAGGCAAAGACAGAGAUAUCCAAGAGGUUAAAACUUUAUUGAAUAAAGUGAAGCAUUACUUGCCCAAAGCAAACAUUAACCACCUUAACAGCCGUGUGAGAGAUCAAGAAGCAGAACUGCAAAGACUGAUCUCUAAAUGUCAGAAACGGGAAAAGGAACUCGAUGUUUCUCUCCAACAGCUCAGCAGCCUUCAAGAAAGCAGUACUGGCUUGGAAGAAUGGCUUGCCUCUCAGGAAGAAAAGCUGCAAGAGUUUCAAAAAGAUGAGACAAAACUUGAAAACCUCUGUCAAACGUUGUUAAUGCAGAGGGAAUUGUUUGAGUCCAUGGCUCAGCUAGCAGAUUCCUUGAGGGAGACUGGGUUGACGGCAAACGAAACUGUUUCUGAAGCCACUAAUCUUAUUGGUAGAUAUCAGACACUGAUGACACAUGCAAGUGAAAUGGCUGGAGAUACUCAGAGACAUCUAGUGGAAGGACAAAAUUUUGAAGAACUUGCCCAGGAUAUUUCUUGCUGGAUCAAAAGGCUUGAGGAGGCUGUUAGUAACCUGAAAUCACAGGAAAGUGAGCUGCCAUCAGAAGAAAGGAUUAAUCUGAUAAAGGAAAUCACAGCUCUCAAAGAUGGAGGAGAAACCAAAAUACAGAACGUAGUAGCUCUAGGAAAAGCUUUAAUAAGAAAUGAGAAAAUUGAGAAGCCAGUUGUUGAGCAGACUGUUUCUGAACUCCAGAAUCAGUGGGAAAAUGCCCUUCAGUUAGCCACACAAUAUAUAAGCCCUCUAGAGCAACUUCAGCUCAAUAGGGAGCAAUAUGAGCAAAGCAAAGAAGACCUGAGACUGGCUCUGACUGAACUGAAGAAACAGCAACAGGAGUUAGGUUUUGCCCUCCAGCCUGGUUUGCAGGAGAAACAAGCUCAGUUGACAAAGUAUGCCCAACUCCUGCAGAAAGUGGAAGACUUAAAUUCCCUUUUUAAUGAAUUGAAAAGCCAAGAUCACCUACAGGGUCACACUGUGGAUCCCUGCUUCACAGCGGAGUCAUGGUUGGAAUUAAAGCACCAGCAUGAAAAUCUGCUCAGUCAGCUACAGAACAUAGUGCAGACUUUGGAAAGCCAUGUUCAAGAGCACCAUCUGUUUCAGGAUAUGGUAAAAAGCUUGAGCACUGAGCUAAAAACUGUCUCUGAGAAUUUUGCUGAUUAUGGAGGUCCAGCAAUGGAACAACCAUCAGCUGAGAAAAAACAGUUGAAAUCACAGGAACAACAAGCACCUCUUAGUCAAUGUGAAGACACAUUAAAGAAGAUUUUGGUUUUAGCAGAAACUGUUAAGCAAAACACUUCUUCAGCAGGACAGAAGUUUAUUAAGGAUGAGAUUGAAACACUUCAGAGUGAAUAUAGGACUCUGGAAAAAAGGCUUGAAAAUGUCAAGCAAAAGAAUGAAAAUAUUUUCAGUGAAGCCCUUGAAUUAAAAGAUGUAUUUACUGAUGAAAUACAUGAGAAAGAUAAGGCAGACACAAAGAGAGAGAUGCAGGUCACUUCUGCUAUCCCUAUUGCUGUAGAAGAGAGCCCCAAAGCAGCAGAGUUAAAGGAGUGCUUGGAAAUGCAUAAUGAUCAGGAUGUAAAUGGGAAUGUGUCAGAGAAGGAGAAGCAAAAUGAUACACUUCUGGAGGAAAGUAGCGUAUUGCCAGACAGCGCCUUUCAGGUUAUCUGUCAAAGCAAGGACAAAGAGGGGCAGACUGUUCAGGAGGAAGCUGAAAAAGAGAGCCCAGCCGUGGACAGCCGUGAUGGAGUCCACGAGGACCCUCUGGACAAUGCGGUUCAAGGUAGUGAAGCAGAGCGGAAAAGGCAACAAGGUGUUGUUGGUACUGAAGGUGAUGAAACAAGAAAGGAAACAAGUCUGGCGGAGGAGAAAUCUAGUGAUGUCAAGAAUCAAUCAUGUAGAGAAGAUGUGCAGCAGGUUCGACAAGAGAUGUGUCAGAAGAGUCAAGUGCCAAAAUCUGUAGCAAUCGAGAAAGAUGGUCUGGAGUCCAAACCCCCAGUUUCUGUACAUGAGGACACAGAUAUUGACGUGCAUGUUCAGAAGGAACUAUUUCCCGAAGUACCUGUAAAUACUGAAUAUUUUGAGGAGGAACAAAAGGUUAACGAGCUGAAAAAUGAAGUGGCUGAAUUGGAUAUUGUGCUCAUAAAUGAACAACUGAAAGAGCUGGAGAAUUUGCACACAGAACUGGAAACGUGGAAAGCAAAAUCUUUGUGCAUGAAUCAAGAGGCAUUCCCCAGUGCAACGGGAUCGAGCACAGCAGAGCUGCAAACCUCGGAGUCCGCGGUGCCCUGCUGGGACAAGCUGCUUCAGGAGCUAGACACUGUUAAGGCAGUGAAGCAACAGCAGUACUGUUUAGUUAAUGAGUACCAGAAAAAUCUUUCUGCUGCUCAGUCCUCAAUGAAAAAUUUGUCAGCAGAAAAAGAUAACAUAAAAACGGGUCCUAUGAACAACACAGUUCUCCUGGAGAAAAUUAAAACAUGUAUAGGGUCAUUACUCAGAGAAAGAGAGUUUUUGAACCAGCUGAAAACUCAGCAGGAAAAUUUAUCUCAGCAUUUAACAUACACGGAUAAAGUGUUAACAGAAAGCCAAAUGAGGCAACUGGAGCAAUGGUGGCAACACAUGGAACAAGCGGUGCAAAAGAAACAUGAUCAAAUUGUGGCAGAAAUCAAUGAGUUUAACUUGCUUAUGAGUAAAGCACAGGAUAUUCAGAGACAGAUACAAGAGCAGUAUUUACAAGGAGAGUUAAGUUCCUCAGCUGGAGGAAAAGCCAAAUACCCUGUACUUUGGACCACAGAGCUACAGGACAUUAAGCAUGGUCUUUUUCUAUUAAAAAGAAGGAUUGAACUGCAGAUGAAAAGAAUAUGGAGUGAUCAAGAAAAGACAGCUUUGGAAAAUUCCAUACAUGAUUUGCAGAGCAAAUUGCAAGCAUUAUCAGAGCAACAAACUCCUCAAGAGGAUGUUCAGCUCCCUAGUCCCGCUCUCAAGAAAAAUGAAAUAACAAGGAGGCUGAAAGAGAAUAUUUCAUGGGUCAAAGAUUCACUGUCCUCCCUUGAUCAGAAAGCAGCACUUUUCCCCAAUGAUGUUAAAUCACAGAUUAGAAAUUGUCAGCAGGUGAGGACAGAAGUCCUAGGCAGAGAGCUUGUGAUUGUAUCACUGGAUGACGAGCUUCGGCGCAUUGGUCCUGACUUAAAGCCAGAGGAGAUCACUGAUAUGACCUUCCUUCUACAAGCAUUGCAGAAUUCAUACAAGGCUCUUGUUUCAAAAUCAGCUCAAAGAUUACAGCAGUUGGAGCUCCAGCUGGAGGAGAGGCAAAAGCUUAUUGCAGAAGUAGAAAAAGUUCACAGUCAGCUGCAAAAUGCUGAGACACUUGCCAGGCCUGAUGUGAACCAAACUAGCACGUGGUCAGAAUUAAGCCAUCAGCAAGCCAUUUUAAAGGAAGUUUUAAAGGAAACACAGGAAAUAGAAGAGCUGGUUUCAUCCCAUUGUGAAGAGAGCCAGGCUACAGCUGGGGAACUGAGCUUAUCUGAACAAUUAUUUCUGAGUGACCAGUUAAAAAGUUUAAAGACUAGAGCAAGGAAAACACAGAGACAAAUUCAAAAUAAAUGUCAUGAAGUGGAAAAAAAGAUAGCUGUUUACAGAGAAUCUUCUGAAAGAAUAACUUCAUUGCAGCAAGAUCUUAAUGAUCUACAGUGUGAUGAAAUGAACCUGGAAUUAUUAGGUGUCAAGCAGGAAUCUAAGGAAAAAUACAAAGCGCUUGAAGAAAAAAUAUUAGCUUUUCAGUCUAAUUUGUCACAAAUAAUGAAGUAUAAAGAAAUAUUUGAAUGCAUAGGUCUAAAUUGGGACUCACUACAGCUUAAUGAAUUGCAAACUCAGUUUUUUAAAAUUAAAAACAAAAUUGAAGAGAAGAGAGUGCACUUCGAUGAUGUUGUUAGGGAAUGUGAUAAGCUUCAAGCAUUGGUAAAUGAAAUCCAGACUAUGACAUCUAAUACAAGAAGAGAAACUAACGUACUAAAUGAUAGCUCUAGUUCUUCUCCUGCUGAGAAGCUUAUAUGUGCACAGAUUCUGCUUCAGACAAUUCAACAAAUUAUGAACUUAACCCAGAAAGCAGCAAAUCAAAUAAACAAAAAUGAAAUAUUUGAUACAGCAUUCAAAGAAUCUAAGAUGCAAGAAAUAAAGAGCCUGGAAAAAAAUAUUGAAGGACUGAAUGAAUUUCUCCAAAACAUGGUCUCUGGUCUCCAGUGUGUUAACAAGGAAGAUAUCCAGAGUGAAGUAGAACAUAUAUUCCACACAAUAAAGCAUAUUCAAUUAGAGGUCCAGAAACCACUUCUAGUAGACAUGAAGAUGAUACAGUAUGAAAAGAUGCGAUGGGAAGCAAUCCAAACUAUGAUUCCAGCAGUGUUUUCUGCUAUUAAAUGUAUAAUGGAAAAAGAGAGGAAAAAUCAAGAAGAAAAAUCUCUUGCUGCUAGUAUAGAAACAAAAUUAGAGACACUGCAAGAUCAUGAAAUGCAACUGAAGACAGAUAUUGCAGCCCGUGUUAGUGCGCUGAGUGAGGCCCAUAAGACCGGUGAGCUUUAUACCAAAGCUGUUCAGAGAGCUGUCGAACUCCUCAGCAACUAUGAAGCUAGAAUUUCCUUUGCCAUGGCAGAGCCUGGUGGUUUAGGAGAGGCCCAUCAAAUCCCACGAUGGAGACAAGAGUUUGACUCUGCAAAGGCUGACAUAGAAAACUUGUACUCCAAGCUGAAAAACCUACUGAAACCAGAAGAUAAAAUGCAUCUGGAAAAAACUUUAAGAGAACUAGUCAAUAGAAGUUUGGCAAUAAAAGAGAAGACUCGAAGAAAGGAAGAUGAUGAGCAGAGGUAUUUUGAGAAACACAAAAGCUACACAGAAACCAAAGAAAAGGUGUGUGAAGAUCUUAAAAAACUGGAAACGGUGCUUACGCAGUCUUUGUCCCAAAUCCCUGUGUCUUACAAGGAAGCUUUGGAACGUUUAGAAGAAAGCAAGAUUUUAGUCUCCAGCAUUGACUCAGCUGAAGAUGAUCUUGUGAAGCUGAGGCAGGUCUCAAGAGAGUUGACCAGAUUAUGCAAGGGAACUGACUGGGCACUGGGCAGAAUUGUAACAACCUUGUGGGAAAAGUGGCUAGGUUUACUUGAGGCAGCUAAAGAGCUGGAGAUUAACUGUGAAGAACUAAAGCAGGAAUGGAAAUUCAUCAAUGAAGAGCUGGAACGAGAAACGAUAAUUCUUGAUAAGCUCCAGGAAGAACAGCCAGAAAGUCUUAAAGAGAAAGAAAAAGCCAGCAGAGAAGAACUAGUAGAAUUGCUAGAUUCUGUGAACUCAUUUGAAGAGAACAUCAACCGGCAGCAGCUCCUCUUACUCUUACUUCUUCACCGAAUAAGAAACAUCCUGAAUAUGCCUGAAAAUACUAAGGUAGAAGCUGCCCUUCCCACCUUGUGUGAGAUAAAAACAAUGCAAGACCGCUGUAAAAAGUUGUGUGAAAAGGCUCAGGACCAUAAGGAGUCUGUACAAUCUGAGAUUCAACAGAGGGACAAGAUCAAUGAAGAAAUAAAUGCUGUGAAAAAUUCGUUACAGAACGCUGCAUAUUUGUUAUCACAAGAUACUACUGAAAAGGCAGGACGACUGGAGGAGGUUCAGAGUCUGAUUGGCAAAGAAAGUCAAAGUCUUCAGGAUAUUAUGGAGAAACUCCGGAUCAAGUAUUCCGAAAUAUAUACAAUAGUUCCUGCAGAGAUAGAAAUACGGCUGGAGGACUGCAAGAAAAUAUUACAAGACCUAGAAGACAAGAUCAGCACUGAAAUCUUGCAGAGCUCUCCUCAGUACGUGCUGAAAAGAAAAGCAGAGACUAUUAACAAUGGCCUUCAAGCUAUUGAAAAGAUGUUACAACAGAAGAGUAAAAACAUUGCAAAAGCCAGAGAAAUCCAGAAGCAAGUCUGGGAUAUGCUGGACCUUUGGCAUUACAAACUCAACGAGCUGGACGCAGAAGUGCAGGAUAUAGUCGAACAGGAUUCCUGCCACGCACAGGAGUUGAUGGACAUCUUAGUGACCCCCUUGCAGCAGUACCAACAGGUCUCACAACUUGCGGAGUCCAAAACUGCUGUUUUAAACAAGGCUGCCAACAAGAUGGAGGAGUAUGAUGAGCUCUUGAAGAAUAUGGAAAUUUGGAUAGAAAAUGCCAAUUGCUUGCUAAGAAUAGAUGCUCAAAACGACUCUGCAAAAAGCCUAAGCAACCAUGCUGAUGCCCUUCAAAUCGCUUUGGAAGACUCAGAACAAAAGCAAAAUCUUCUACACAACAUUUACUCAGAACUCGAAGAGCUAACACCAGUCUUUGAAACAGACAGUGUAAUGCAACAGCUAAAUGAAGUAAAUGGUCACCUAACAGCUCUACAACAUGAGAUAGUAGAAGUUCUUCCACAGAUCCAGCAUGUGGCUGAUGAAUUGGAUGCUGUUGAAUCUGAUGUAAAAGUGUUUGAGAAGGAUAUUGCUAAAAUGAAGACAAUCUUGUCAUCAGAAGAUCUGUUAGAAUUUUCUCCUAAAGACCAUCUUAAACAGAGACAGGUUAUACUUGACCACCUUGGCCCCAUGCAGAAGACCAUUGCUCAUAUACAGUCCUAUGAGGAAACACUUCAGCUGCCGGGGAUGAAAAUACAACCUUUUCCAGUCUUCCAAAGGGCAAGACAACUUUUGAGAGAAUUGAAAAAAUUAGAAAAAAUUACUAAGGAACAGAAUAAGCUACUGGAGGAAGCUGUAAAGAAAACAGAAGAAUGCGAGCAAGAAAUUGAAAAGUUGAAACAAUUCUUAAAGAACCACCUAGUUGAAAUGUCAUGCGAGAACCAGCCCCUGGCUCAGAAUACUUCUUAUCCUGAGGGAGAAAUGGAAGCUGUAAAAGAAGAAAUCAUCAAGCUGUGCCAAAAAAAGGAAGAUAUCCUUACUGGGAUAAAGAAUUCAAUGUCUGAGCUUCACCAGCACUUACAGGAAGAAGUGCCUGAACCAGAAGAUGAACCCAUAGCCUCUGUAUUAGCAGAAAGUAGCUUGAUUGGGACUGAUGUGCCUGAGCCGCAGUUGAGAAAGAGAGGAAUGAUGUCUCUUCUGCCGUGCGUAGAUGAAGAGUCAGAAGAUAGUUCUUUCCACAGUAAGGGAAGUACGGCCACAGAGACAGACGGGAGCUGCUGGCCUGUGGGAAGAGACGAUGAAAGGCACAGGGAAGACAGUGCAACGUCCUGGUCUUCUGGCACCCUGUCGGAUGGCAUUGCUCAGGAUGCAGAUGAGAUAAUGGAACCAUGCAGUAAACGUCGUGAGGAAACAUCUUCACCAACUCUGCAGUACACUGACAGCACUGGCGCAGCCCUUGGCAGUCAGACUAUGAGCGACACGCCGCCUCCCGCCCCGAACGCCGCCCGGGGCUCUCGAGGGCGAGCGGGGGACCCACCAGAGGCCUCGUUGGAUGGCAGCGGCUCUGAGCCUGGAGCGGUCCUCCAGGUGUGCCAGGCCCAGGUGGCUGAGCUGGAGCGAUGGCUCGACCAAACUAGAGUGUCCCUGGGGUCAGACCCUCAGAGCCCCAAAAUGCAGCAGAUGGUGGAGCAGCAGCUCGCCGGUUGCCAGGUGAUGUUAUCAGAGAUUGAACAAAAGGUCCUUUCUCUACUGGAAGAUUGUGGAGAUAGCACAGGCCACCAGCAAGAGACAGAAGCUCUUUCCUUGAAGCUGAAGGAAGUAAAAUGCAAUUUGGAAAAAGUCCAGACGAUGCUUCAGGACAAAUACAAUGAAGAGCAGAUUCAAAACCGGCAGCAGGUCGACUCGAAGGCCCUCAUGCUUGUGCACCCCGACAACGCCAGUGUCGUUCCUGGCACAGAGCCACCCAUGCAGCACAACGGUGCCCACCAGCACCCGCAGGAUUUGAAAGUCAAACCAGCCGAGCAAAAAAGCCUCAUAGACUUCAUUGAGUCCUGUGUGGAAAAAAUGCAGCCACAGCUUGAUGAGAGUGUGACUAAGAACUUAGAACCAAGCAAUGGAGAAUCUGAUCCAAGGAGCAAGCUGGCUGAUCCCACUUCAGCUCCAAAAGACCAAAAGGGUAAUAAAUGGCAGUAUUUACAACAAGAGCUGUCGUCAAAGAUGAAGUCUCCUCUCUGCCAGCUUGUGGAACCUCAGAUUACAACAAAGAUGAACAUGCUGCCCCGGGGCACGUUCACUAGUGCAGGGACCCCAACAGUGGAAGAACUGAAAACUUACACUGUCCAGCUGGGAGACAUAAGUCAAGAAGCAAAUGUGGUGCACGCGCAGGAAAAUGUGGCAGGGGAAGUCUCUUCCAAUUUGGACAGAAAACUGUUUGAGCUGCUUCUGGCAAUCAGCCGGUGUUUGAAUAACAUGGAGGAGAUGCUGAACACCUCGGUCCUCUCCACCGAAGAGGCAGCUGUGCAGCAGGCUCUUUACGAGACUCUCUCUAUUGAGCUGCAAAAACUUCACGCUGAUCUGAGUGAUAAAAAGGAUGAUCUCUUAAAGUCUAUUACCUGCGCUGGUGGGAGCACAGAUGUGUUCUGCGAGUGCUUUAACAACUUGCAGGCACGGCUGGAACAAACUCAAGCUGCCACUGCUUCAAGGAGCAAUUCAAUGAAAGCUGGGCUGGAUCAUAAUAGCAAUUAUCAGAAUGAAACCAGGCUGCUCUAUGAUCAAUUAACUGAGAAAAAAGCUACUUUGCAACAAUACUUGAAUGUAAUAUGUGGACAUAAUGUUUCUGAGCAGCUACAGAAAAUUGAUGCCUGUGCUUUGGAGCUGCAAAACCUUGAAACCCAAGUAGCAAAACUGAGAGGUUAUGGGGAAAGAUUUCAGUUACCUGUCACCUUAAUCCAGGAAGUUUACAAGUUAGAGGAUGUUUUGGAUGACAUGUGGGGGAUUCUGAGAAUGAAGUACAUGGAGCUGAACUCUCCUUCCAUCAGUGAGAACCAGUAUGAGAACUUACUUCGCGGGUUUGCAGAGCUAGUUGCUAUUGGACAAGAGAAGAUUGCACAAGAUCCGAAGCAGCUAACAAAAAGCAGAGCAGCUUUACAGUCUCACCUGGAAAAUCACAAGGGCUUUUUCCACAAGCUCAUGACCCACAUGGCUUUUAUGCAAGUGUUUUCCAAAAAAGUGGCUCCCUCCAUCCUGCAGAAAAGAGAGAAAUUCUGGAGAGAGCUGGUGAAUGAAGUCAGAUUGCUGGAGCAGAAGGCCUGCCAGUAUGGUAUACACUUAGAGAGCUUGUUGGAGGAAUGGACAGGAUUUGAUGAUGAAUGCAUAGCUUUCAAUAAAGAGUUAGAGGCACUUGCCUCUACAUUGCCUUCUGUGAAUUUGGUUGAAGAAACAGAAGAAAGAUUGAUGGAAAGGAUUGCACUUCUCCAGCAAAUCAAAAGCAAUGUUGAUGAAAAGCAUGCCAGGCUGUACCAGAUGGUGAAAGAAGGGAAGAAAUUGCUGACUGCUGUGAGCUGUCCAGAAAUAACAAACCAGAUUGGGAAGCUGGAAGAACAGUGGUUGUCCUUAACCAAAAAAGUUGGCCAUGAACUACACAGACUUCAAACGUUACUCAAACUCUUGGUGAGCUACAACAGAGACUCGGAGGAAUUAAUGAAAUGGCUGGAUUCUGCUCAGCAGAGAAUGAAUUUUUGGAAGGAGCAGUCUCUCAAUGUGUCACAAGAUCUUCCCACUGUCAGGGAUAACAUCAACAACUUGUUUGUAUUCUCUAAGGAAGUUGAUGAAAAGUCUUCCCUGAAGUCAUCUGUGGUAAGCACUGCCAACCAGUUGUUUCAUGUGAAGCAAGCUGAUACUGCAGCACUUAGGUCAUCACUGGCAAAGUUUGAGCAAAAAUGGGGAGAACUGAUAACACAGCUCCCAGCCAUCCAAGAAAAGCUUCACCAGCUUCAGAUGGAAAAACUGUCAUCACGGGAAGCCAUUGGUGAACUAAUGACCUGGCUGGACCUUGUGGAACAACAUCAGGGACGUGAAGACCCUAUAAAUACCCAAAGCAGCGCUGCUCAAGUCAGGAACCUCCUUCAGAAGUACAAGGAAUACAUGAUGGAAAUGAACUUUAAACAGUGGAUGGUUGAUUUUGUUAACCAGUCACUCUUGCAGAUGAGCACUUGUGAUGUGGAAAGCAAGCGGUAUGAAAGGACAGAAUUUGCCGAGUGCCUUGGGGAGAUGAACCUGCAGUGGCACAGGCUGCAGGCGUCCCUGAACAGAAAGAUACAAGAUCUGGAACACAUUUUGGAAGAUAUUACUGAAAAUGAGAACAAAGCACAGACUCUAGGCAAGUGGCUGGAAGCACAGAGUGAUCGACUGAGAUCUUUACAAACCCCAGCAAGUCUGAUCUCUGCACAAAACACGCUAGACGAUUGCAAGGAGCUGGAAAAUCAACUUGCAGCUAAAUCCAAAACUCUUGAUGAGCUCAAACAGAAUGCGGCUUUGAAGGACAGUCCGGAACAAACCCCAGGAGCUGCAUCGCUCAGGACAGCUGAGCUGUGUGAAAUGAGGGAUCGUGCUGUCAGCCAGGUUGCACAGUUAAGGACCUCCAUGCAGGCAAUACUGGAGCAGUGGAGACUGUAUGAUGAAGCUUAUGGAGAAGUCAGUCUGAUGAUGACAAGAUAUUCGUACUGCAUAGACCAGUGCAAACCUUCUGUGCUGUCAUUAGAAGCUUUGAAAAAACAGGUCAAAACUCUCCAGUCUCUUCAAGAUGAAUCAGAGAACAGUGAAGAAAGUUGGGCCAAGCUCCAGGCUGCUGCCAGUGGUCUGAAGAAGAACUGCUCCCCCUCCUUUGCAGAGAUUAUCCAACAGAAGUGCAACAAGGCACACACCAGGUGGAGCUCAGUAAAUGAAGACAUCACCGAUCAGCUGCGGACGGCGCAAGCUGUCCUGCAGCUCUGGGAGCCCUAUGACACUUUAUGCACUGAGGCAGCAGCCAAGUUAGAACAACACGAGGAGCAGUGCACGCAGCUCUUGGAUGCUCAAAUGCCUCAGGAUAACAUGAUAGAAACCCUGAAGCAGAGGAUUCAAGAUGUAAAGAAUUUACAGCAUGGCCUUCAAGCCAUAGAGGGCUGCCGUUCCCAGAUUUCUGAGCUGGUGGACCAGAUAAAAGAGCAGGCUGGGACUGCCACACAAGCCGUUCUUCUGCAGAAGCUGCAACCGCUCCAGAGAGCAUCCUAUUUAGAAAAGAUGUUGCAGCGGAAAUUGGAUGAAUUCGAGUUCAAUCUUUUACAACUGGAGGAUUUCAAGAACUGUCUCGAAACGCUGGAGGGUCACGUCAAGAAUUGUGCAGAUGCCUUAGAUAACCUAUCUCUAGAGGGAGAAACAGACAACGCAGAGUUGCUCAUGAAUUGUACGCUAGAGCUUGCUGCCCUAUCUCCAAGCAUAGAAAGUUUGAAUGAAGCGAGUAUUAAGCUGCCCCUCAGUGACUUCACCCUAAAGAAAAUGCAGAGCCUGACACGGCAGUGGAGUCAGAAAACAGCAACAGCUCUGGAGCGCUGCAGUGAGCUUGAAGGAACUCAAACUGAUGAAAAGAAGUUUUUUCAGAAGUGUGAAAACUGGAUGAAAUUCCUAGAAAAAAUGAAAGAGGCCUUAAAAGCAGAUAUUCCAGGCCAGUUUGAAGAAUUGCAGGAACAACAGAGGGUAUAUGAGGUGUUGCAAACUGAGAUUUCUAUAAAUCAGCAGACAUUUAACUCCAUCAUAGGAAAAGUUCUACUCUUCUUGGAAUCUGGAGAAGCAGAAAAAAGAACAGAGUUUAUUUCCAAGCUCACAUUGUUGAAAGAGCAGUGGCAGAACGUUAUCCGGAUGAUUCAGCAGAGGAAGAAAGAUAUUGACGGGCUCGUGAGCCAGUGGCAGCUCUUCAGGAGUUCCCUGCGGAGUCUCAGCAGAUUUCUUGCUGAUACGAACAACUUCCUCGUGGCUGUGAAGAGCCAGGACUGCUGUAGCCUUUACCAGCUUAGAAGUCUAAUUCAUGAUUUUAAGAGUAAGGCAGUAAUCCUUCAGAGGUGGCAAGCCAUGUACUCCUUAGUGAUUGACGUCGGAGAGAAGCUGCACACGGUCUCUGACCCUGAGACGAGCGCGAGUCUCCAGGAGGAGCUCGGCCAGCUGCAGCAGAGCUGGAGCAACACCCAGCUCCAGCUGGAGGCCACCAGGACGGGACUCGGUGGCACAGCUCAGCGUUGGGACUGCUGUGAAAAGCAAACCAAGGAAUUGGAAAGUAGGCUGCGAGAACUGAAGGAGAAAGUGAAAGAUCCACUUCCAGCUGAACAUGACGAACUCUACAAAGUCAAGGAAGACAUUAAGGAGCUGGAGCAGUCGCUGGCGGACUGGGCCCACAGCAUGAAGGAGCUGCGGGCCAUGAAGGUGGAGCUGGCGCACUGCAUCCUCUCCGAGGACAUGCUGGUGCUCAAGGAGCAGGUCGAGCAUUUGCACCAGCAGUGGGAAGAGCUCUGCUUGCGGGUAUCCCUCCGUAAGCAGGAGAUAGAGGACAGACUGAACGCCUGGAUUCUGUUCAAUGAGAAGAAUAAGGAGCUGUGCUCGUGGCUGGUGCAGAUGGAAAGCAAAGUGCUGCAGACUGCAGAUGUUAGCAUUGAAGACAUGAUAGACAAAUUGCAGAAGGACUGCAUGGAAGAAAUAAACCUGUUCAGUGAAAAUAAGCUUCACUUGAAACAAAUGGGUGACCAGCUCAUCAAGGCUAGCAACAAGAGCCGAGUUGCAGAAAUAGAUGACAAACUCAACAAAAUCAAUGAUCGCUGGCAGCAUCUCUUUGAUGUCAUUGGAGCACGGGUGAAGAAACUGAAGGAAACUUUUGCUUUUAUACAACUGUUGGACAAAAACAUGAGUAACCUUCGCACCUGGCUGGCCCGCAUUGAGUCUGAGCUCUCCAAGCCUGUUGUUUACGACAUAUGUGAUGAUCAAGAAAUCCAGAAAAGACUGGCAGAGCAGCAGGAUCUACAACGAGACAUAGAACAACACACUGCUGGGGUGGAAUCCGUAUUUAAUAUUUGUGAAGUCCUGCUGCAUGAUUCAGAUGCGUGUGCUAAUGAGACAGAGUGUGACUCCAUCCAGCAGACUACCAGGAGUUUGGACAGACGGUGGAGAAACAUUUGUGCCAUGUCUAUGGAGAGACGAAUGAAAAUUGAGGAAACCUGGCGCCUGUGGCAGAGGUUUUUGGAUGACUACUCACGCUUUGAAGAUUGGCUGAAAUCCGCUGAAAGGACGGCAGCUAACCCUCAUUCUUCGGAGGUUCUGUACACGCGUGCAAAGGAGGAGCUGAAGAAAUUUGAGGCUUUCCAACGGCAAAUCCACGAACGACUCACUCAGUUGGAGCUGAUCAAUAAGCAAUAUAGACGCCUCGCACGAGAGAACCGGACCGACUCAGCCAGUAAGCUGAAACAGAUGGUACAUGAGGGCAACCAGCGCUGGGAUAACCUUCAGAAACGAGUCGCUGCCAUUCUGAGGAGACUCAAGCACUUCACCAAUCGGAGAGAUGAGUUUGAGGGUACGAGGGAGAGCAUCCUUGUGUGGCUCACAGAAAUGGACCUCCAGCUGACGAAUGUGGAGCACUUCUCAAAAAGUAACUUUGAUGACAAAAUGCGCCAGUUAAAUGGUUUCCAGCAAGAAAUAACGUUAAACACCAAUAAGAUUGAUCAGCUAAUUGUUUUUGGGGAGCAGCUGAUUCAGAAGAGUGAGCCCUUGGAUGCUAUCCUGAUUGAAGAUGAAUUGGAAGAGCUACAUAGAUACUGUCAGGAAGUGUUUGGGCGAGUUGCCCGGUUCCAUCGAAGACUGACUUCAAGGCAUACUGGACUGGAUGAUGAAAAAGAGACUUCUGAAAAUGAGACAGAUCCAGAAGACUCCAGAGAAAUCCAGAAUGAUCCCUGGCAUAAGAAGGCCAUCAGUGAGGUGCCAUCUUCCCCACAGUCCCUCUGUCACCUUGUGCCGCCUAGUCAAGGUCAUGAAAGAUCAGGCUGUGAGACCCCUGUCAGUGUCGACUCCAUCCCACUCGAAUGGGAUCACACAGGUGAUGUGGGGGGCUCUUCCUCUCAUGAGGACGAAGAAGAAGGAACAUACUACAGUGCUUUGUCAGAUGUAGAAAUCACUGAAAAUCCCGAGGCAUAUCUUAAAAUGACCACAAAAACUUUGAAAGCAUCUUCUGGAAAAUCUGUUGCAGAAGCUCAUUCCUGGCAUUCUCCAGAUAGCCCAGUCUGCAGGAAACACCGAUACAGCCAGGCAGAGAAGGUUGGAAACGUGCUGUCUGGGCCAGAGACAAGUACCCCCUAUAAGCCAGGCUAUGUGAAUCAGCUCAGGCCUACAAGCAGCGGCAGCAUCAGCAAUGAGCAAAUUACGUCCGCUAACGUGAGUGAUGAAGAACCCCAAGAUGAGCAGGAGCUUGUGAAUAUAGCAGCUGCAGAAAAGCAGUCAGGCAUUAUUGAUAGAUGGGAGCUCAUCCAAGCUCAAGACCUCAGAAAUAAACUCAGGAUGAAACAGAACUUGCAGCAGUGGCAGCAGCUGAACUCGGAUCUCAACGACAUCUCUGUUUGGCUGGAUAAAACUGAGGAAGAGCUGGAAGAGCUGCAAAAAGCGAAGCCUCCCACCAGCAUGCAGAUGAUGGAGCAAAUGGUCAAGAAACUGAAAGACCUGCUUAAAGCAUUUGAUAACUACAAGGCUGUGGUGCUUUCAAUUAACCUGAGUAACAAAGUCUUCCAGCAAGCAGACAGCACGGAGUCCAAAGAGCUUCAGAACAGGCUUCGGCAGGUGAACUUGCGCUGGGAGAAAGUAACUCACGCAUUGGACAGCUGGAGGAAAGGUUUGCAGCAAGCCCUACUGCAUUGCCAGGACUUCCAUGAGCAGAGCCAAAAGCUACUCCUAUGGUUAGCAAGUGCUGAAAGCCGAAGGAAUGAAGUGCAAAUCACAGAUCCAAAUGCUGACCCCCAUACAAUACUGGAAUGCCAAAAGGAGCUAAUGCAACUGGAGAAAGAGCUACUGGAACAGCAGCUUAAAGUAAACUCACUCCAAGAACUCUCCACUUACCUGCUGCUUAAAUUAGAUGGUGAAGAUUACAUUGAAGCUGAUGAGAAGGUCCAUGUUAUUGGAAAGAAACUGAAACAGCUUAUUGAGCAAGUUUCGCAUGACUUGAAAACAAUACAAGGAAAUCUGGAUACCAGAGCAUUCCUGCCAGUUCCAGAUGACCUGGACUCAGGAGCCUAUCCUCCAGUGGCAGUGAAAUCCAGCCCUCCUGUGAAGAAGGCCACUGUACAGAGAACUGUAGCUGGCAAAAGCAACAGCAGUACCAGAGGUGAAAGCCAUCCAUCUACUACUACUCAAGCAGUUCCUCGGUCCCCCUCCUUCUUCUACCGUGUAUUACGAGCAGCUUUACCCCUUCAAUUGUUUUUUCUACUGCUUUUGCUUCUGGCUUGCAUGAUUCCAUCUUCUGAGGAAGACUACAGCUGCACGCAGGCAAACAACUUUGCCCGAUCUUUCUAUCCCAUGCUGAGAUAUACCAAUGGUCCUCCACCAACUUAAAAAGCAGCCUGUGAAUCUUCAGCUAUACCAAAAUACACUCUCUGCGGUGCUUACUUUCAUGCUGCUAGCAUCAAUCAAAUGGUGAUUAAAUACAAAAACUUGUCUACUGUAUUAGUUCCCCAAACCAGCCACUACAGCACCUGCGCGUCCUACGCACCAAUGCCCAACUCUGCUGCAGCUAAAUAAUGCCUCACUUUCAUAGCCUCCCUUCCCUGUCACAGGGACUGUGUUAAAUUUCACAUCCCAAAAUGUAUAUCUUGACAAAAUUUCAACUUUUUUGUACAGAAAACAAACUUUUUCUAUAGAUUUUUAAGCUAUAAGCAAGACAGUUUAUACUUUGAUGCAAUAGAUACAUUUUUUUAUAGCUACGGUGGUCUUAAGCUUAUGAGCUCAUCAAAUACAAGUCAAAAAAACUACUGAAUGAUUAGAUGCAGAAGCUACAUAACAGUAAUGUUGCACACAGCAAUCUGUCAUGGGUUAGCAGGAUAAACAUGCAGUUGAAAAGGCACUUUGCCUACAAUGACAAUUGCACGCUGUUCACAUUAUCACUAUCUUUUGAUAUUGGUAGAAACAAAAAUUUACAUUUUUUUGAAUCUUUGUUACUGUAUUUUAUUCAUCUAACACAUUCAAUAAAUGGAUGCACAUUUGUUUUACAUGCAGUGUUCUAGUGGUUAGGACUGCUGUGUUGUUUUUUUAUACCACCUUUGAAAUAAGAAAUUGUUUAAUUGCAUGGAAGUGGUUUAUAAUGCACAUAUUUUCUAGAUGAAACCAAUCAUGUAGACUAUCCCUGAUGUAUACAAAUAAUGUAUUGACUUUUUUAAUGGAAGAUUUUUUCAGUUUUUAACCUGCUGAACAGUGUACAGUAUCUUGGGAGAGAAUUGUGCAUUUUUAUACACUAACUGUAAGAUUCUUGGUCUUUGAAAUGAAACUAACACUUUAGGCAAUGGCUAGAGAAAACACUGUGUACAGUCAGUUUUGACAUUGCUUCUUGGUUGUACAGUUUGAGUAUUUCUCAUUAAAAUUCUGCCAAUGUCUGCAA
This is a messenger RNA of Rhea pennata, 22351 nucleotides long. It is a transcript of the gene SYNE2, whose product is annotated as spectrin repeat containing nuclear envelope protein 2. Gene Ontology annotation, cellular component: nuclear envelope; membrane; perinuclear region of cytoplasm. The transcript is spliced from 119 exons. Bases 139 to 21312 code for a protein of 7057 amino acids. Gene Ontology annotation, biological process: nucleus organization; nuclear migration; cytoskeleton organization. NCBI's taxonomy places the organism in Eukaryota, Metazoa, Chordata, Aves, Rheiformes, Rheidae. Gene Ontology annotation, molecular function: kinesin binding. The record is from RefSeq and is a predicted model, not a curated record.